AUGAAAGAAGACACCGAAAAGGCGUACGAGGCCGCGGUGGCGGCGGCGGUGGCGCGGGGUGAGGUGCCGGAGGAGAAGACGGCGGACGUCGACGGUAAACCGGCGGAGAACGACACGGUUUUGCCCGUGGCGCGCGUGAAACGAAUCAUCAAGCUCGAUAAGGAUGUCAAGCAAGCGUCAGCGGAUGCGAUUAAGUGCGUGACGAAGGCGACGGAGCUGUUUUUAGAGGGCUUAGCCGUCGGUUCACACGCGGGCAUGCGCGCGGCGAAGAGAAAAGGCGUGCAGUACAAGGAUUUGGAGAGCUUCGUCUUGCGACGGGGCAAGUAUGAAUUUUUACACGAUCACGUGUGGGCGAUGCGGCCGCGAGAGGGAGAGAAGGGUGAUGACGAUGACGAUGAUGAUGACGACGAUGACGACGACGACGCGCCGUCCGCGAAGAAGGCGAAAAAGUUGGCGGACGCCAACGGUUCGAGACGAGUGACAGAAUUUUUCAAACCUGGCGAGUCGCCGACGAAGAAGCCCGCGAACGACGAGGACGAAAUUGUCAUCGACGCGGCGCCGACGCAGACACAAACGGCAGCCGCUGUGAUCCCCGAGACAGAAAUUCAGACGCAAUAG
This is a messenger RNA of Ostreococcus lucimarinus CCE9901, 618 nucleotides long. RefSeq lists its product with no specific name. The transcript has a single exon. Gene Ontology annotation, molecular function: protein heterodimerization activity. The record is from RefSeq and is a predicted model, not a curated record. NCBI's taxonomy places the organism in Eukaryota, Viridiplantae, Chlorophyta, Mamiellophyceae, Mamiellales, Bathycoccaceae. The coding region runs from base 1 to 618 and encodes 205 amino acids. Gene Ontology annotation, cellular component: nucleus; CHRAC.